CAGCUGCGGAACAGUGCUUCGUGAGCGGUUGCGCAUCGCGCAUCAGAAUAGCAGGCUGCGUGUGUGUGCUCUCCAGUGACGGUGCUGGUGGCGUGAAGCGAAGGUGGCGAUUGUUUUCACACUGUUUCGGUGUGUGUUCCAAGUAUGGAAAAUUGUGCCGUGUAGGAACUCCGCGGUGGACAAUUUUCACACUCGCUUGAACCAUGGUUUGGAAAGUGAACUAACGCGUAACGCAAUAAAACAAUACGGCUAAUUCUGCUGUCCGCUGUCGUGCGUGGGCCGAGCCCAACAUUGAAUGCUGCCGCACACCCGCUUCGUCAUCUCAUCAUCAGUAGCACCUGUAGCGUUCCAUUCGCUGUGCCACUAGAAGUGCCUUGAGAAAACAGUGCCACGCCCGUGAACGAUGCUGACGAAUCGAGCGUUCCGUAUCCUUACCUACCUGUUCGGUAGUAUAAACAUUUUCUUCGUACUGGUCAUACUGAGCAUGGGAGCUGAGCAGUUGCUGAUUAGCUGGCGAACAGCUAUAUACGAGCUCGUGAUACCGUGUGCCUUAAACAUCUUCUUCGCAAUGUGCUGGAUGAUCGGUGCGCAGCUGUGGCGGCCGGGUCUGAUCGCCAUGUUUAAGUACUUCUCCUACCUGCAGAUGUCGCUGAUCGCUGCCGUCAUCCUCUAUUCGGCGUACUACAGCUACGCCAAAGGACUUACCUCCAAUCUGCUUACCGUGAUGUCUCUACUAACUUCCUUGUUUUUCCUCUGCCUGAUGGAAGUGCUCAUAGCGAUUGGGACGGAACGAGCCAUAGCGAAGGAACGGAACGUUUUGCGGCUCGUACACACUGGCCAGGAAAUGUCCGACUGGAGUCAUACUUAGUGAGGAGGGGAAGACAAACCAAGCGCACACCAGAUCCUUGCGAAACGCAAAAAAGCCUUCUAAAGUGUAAUUGUAACAAGCUUUAAGCUAUUCAGAUGGCCUUAUAGCUAUGCUCCAAAGCAAAAGCGUCUAUGUGUUGUAGGUUCGCAAAUGUUGUUAGCCAAAAUACCUCCAGUUUAAACAAACUGUCACUCGCUGUAAGUACUGUACGUGUUUACGAUAUUAAUAAAGAUUCUAUCGCGCAAGAUGAUUGUAGCUUAA
Messenger RNA from Anopheles stephensi (Asian malaria mosquito), 1129 nucleotides. RefSeq lists its product as uncharacterized. NCBI's taxonomy places the organism in Eukaryota, Metazoa, Arthropoda, Insecta, Diptera, Culicidae. Bases 404 to 868 code for a protein of 154 amino acids. The record is from RefSeq and is a predicted model, not a curated record. The transcript is spliced from 4 exons.